Trichobilharzia regenti is the source of this 444-nucleotide messenger RNA. Lineage: Eukaryota; Metazoa; Platyhelminthes; Trematoda; Strigeidida; Schistosomatidae. The record is from the annotation of a GenBank genome assembly.
AUGCGGUUGUGGCAAAUCAACGAAGGUGAUGAUUAUCAUCCUGAAAGUAAUCGAAAAAAGAUGUCUGCGGGAGUUCCGCUGACCGAUGAAGACAGGAUCCCUUGGCUUCAAUAUUUAAGAAGUGAGUUUUCAAAGUAUGAAAAUGCUGUAGUGACGUGCAGUGCUUUGAAACGUUCUUAUCGUAAUAUCUUAUCAUACGAUAACGUCAACAACAGUAAGAACAGGAGAAUACUAUUCAUUUUAUUACUGGCAGACAAGGAAUUGCUAGAACAUCGCAUAAAAGAACGCAAAGGUCACUUUAUGCACCCAUCACUUAUUCAAAGUCAACUUGAAAUAUUAGAACCAUUCGAAGGAGAAGAAAAUCUCAUCAUAAAUGCGACUGAAUCUAUCGGCUGCAUUGUCGAUAAGAUAUUGAAAGCAAUAUCUCUACGGCCAACAGAUUAG